This is a messenger RNA of Danio rerio (zebrafish), 2251 nucleotides long. It is a transcript of the gene tgfbr2b, whose product is annotated as transforming growth factor beta receptor 2b. Gene Ontology annotation, biological process: cell surface receptor protein serine/threonine kinase signaling pathway. Gene Ontology annotation, cellular component: membrane; membrane raft; plasma membrane. The record is from RefSeq and is marked provisional. NCBI's taxonomy places the organism in Eukaryota, Metazoa, Chordata, Actinopteri, Cypriniformes, Danionidae. Gene Ontology annotation, molecular function: transmembrane receptor protein serine/threonine kinase activity; transferase activity; transforming growth factor beta receptor activity, type II.
ACAGUGACUGUUGACUCCAGCAGAAUGAGACGCGCUCCUUCAGUCCGGAUCACACGAUAAAACCCACUCUUUCUGCUCAAAAAACGCCUGCUUGAUUACAUUCACAUUAAUGCGAGGGAUACGGGCUCGACUGCGUUUCUAAUGGAGCGAUAUCAGCUUUCUGUGCUCUGCUGGUGGACUUUUUUGAUUUCUACAGUUGUGGAUUGGCGCGGAGUCGAUGGAAAUAAUCCUUUUUACCGUCCCUAUCGGAUUCCUCAACUAUGUAAAUUCUGUGAUGUGUUGGAAAGCAACUGCAAUGGCAAAGACACCUGUGAAAGCAACUGCUCCAUCACGUCCAUCUGUGAGAGUCCAGAUGAGAUCUGUGUGGCUAUCUGGAGGCAGAGUGAUGACAACAACACAAUCGAGACGUUGUGCCACAACCCCACCGUGCCCCUCUACGGCAUCAUGGUGGAGAACAACAACAACACCAAGUGCGAAAUGAAAAAGAGGAUUUCAAACAGCGGCCCUUUCCACAUCUGCUCCUGCAACGAGGUAGAGUGCAACGACAUGCUGCUGUUCAAACUUCCCACCAAUAACCAGGUGGUGUUGGUGAUCCUGGUCAGUCUUCUGCCUCUGCUGGUUCUGGCUGUGCUGGUCAUCGCCUCCUUCUACUGGUAUCGCAUGUACCGCCGCAGAAAACUCGACGAGUGGGAGACCAAGAAGCCUUCUAAACACAAGGGUCCCAAAGGCCCUCUGGACUGCAGUGACGCCUGCGCCAUCAUGAUGGAUGACGACCGCUCAGACAGCAGCUCCACACAUGCCAACAACAUCAAUCACAACAUGGAUCCGCUGCCCAUCGAGCUCGACCUGCAGGUGGGCAAGGGCCGCUUCGCUGAGGUGUACAAAGCCAAGCUGAGACAAAGCCCUUCAGAGCAGUUCGAGACAGUAGCAGUAAAGAUCUUCCCCUAUGAAGAGUACGCGUCCUGGAAGAACGAGAAGGACAUCUUUCAGGACAUCGACCUGAAGCACGAGAACAUCCUGCACUUCCUAACAGCAGAGGAGCGCAAGGUGGAGAAACAGUACUGGCUGAUCACAGCGUUUCACCCACGGGGGAACCUGCAGGAGUACUUGAUGCGCCACUUGCUCAGCUGGGAAGACCUGCGGCUGCUUGGCAGUUCCCUGGCAAGUGGCGUGGCUCAUUUGCAUAGUGACCACACACCCUGUGGGAGACCCAAAGUGCCCAUCGUCCAUCGGGACCUCAAGAGUUCCAACAUCCUGGUGAAGAACGACCUGACAUGUUGUCUCUGUGACUUCGGGCUCGGGCUUCGUUUGGACAACUCGCUGUCGGUGGAUGAACUGGCUAACAGUGGACAGGUGGGUACAGCCCGGUACAUGGCUCCAGAGGUGCUGGAAUCGAGGAUCAACCUUGAAAACAUUGAGUCCUUCAAGCAAACCGAUGUCUACUCUAUGGCUCUAGUGCUGUGGGAAAUCACGUCCAGAUGUAACGCCAUCGGAGAGGUUAAAGACUAUGAACCUCCAUUUGGCUCUAAAGUCCGAGAGCACCCCUGUGUGGAGAGCAUGAAAGACAAUGUGCUGCGAGACCGAGGCAGGCCAGAGAUCCCCAGCAGCUGGAUGAAACACCAGGGAGUGGCAGCAGUUUGUGCAACCAUCAAUGAAUGCUGGGAUCACGACCCUGAAGCCCGGCUGACUGCACAGUGUGUGGCUGAACGCUUCAACGAGAUGGACGACGACCUGGACAAACUGUCCACCUGCAGCAGCUCUGAGGAAAAGAUUCCCGAAGACUGUGCCGUGAGCGUGAGCGACGACAAAUGAGAGAAAGAUCUCUCUCUGCACAAACUGAAUGUUGUACAUCCUUCCAGCGAGGCGACGUAGAAGAAUACGGCCUUUUCAUAAAGCUUUAUGUCUCAUAACCAAAGAUUUCAUGCACUUUAUCAGAUUAUUCACAGCUCACACUGAGGAAGGUCACGCUGCGAGAAAGAGGAGCUGGACAGAUGCUGGGUUUCUCCUCUGACGGCUGACCGAGAGCCAAAGGUAAUCAGGAAAAUGUUUCGCCUCAACACUAAAGAUUCAUAGGAGAUUUUAAGACUUCCUACAGAUCAGUUCUGGAUUUUCUGGAUUUAUGGAAGAAUGUGAGAUUUGUUUGUUUGCGUGCAUGAAUGGUGUGUGUGUUUGUUUUUGCCAAAAAGUGUAUUGUGCUUGUUAUAGCCAAAGGAAAAAUAUAUUUUAAAUACAGCUUGUGACGUAAAAAAAA